GGAGAACCAUCGUCAUAUAAUCGGUUCCAAGCAGCAUUUAGCUUGGUAUCGAUCCUAUCCUAUCCAGAGUUUAACUUUGUUGAAUCCUGGCAGGGGAGCGCACACGAGGUCGAGGCGAGAGAAUACCAAGUAGAAUACUUAUACUUGAAGUAGAACUCUUCAUUUCAAACACUUAUCGCCCUAAAAAUCGUUAUUUUGAAUCACCAAAAUGCCCCCACCAAGUGACCCUUUACGUGGCUUGCCUGAGGCGUCAUUCGACGGCAGCGGACUCAAAUUAUGGCUUGUUAGAUGACCUUAAGAUGGAACUCGCUAAUAUGUCUAAGAUCAAAAUGGAACUACUGGCAACAGACUGUAGAUGAACAGCAGAUAGUUGCAGCUACAGUAGAUUCUUCUCUAAGUAGACUUGGGAUUGUGUGUGCGAGAUGGAAUCCAGAUAUAUGCGGCUCUCUCCUGGACGGAGCAGUGAAAACCCUUGAGGGCUGUGGCGCUUCAGUAUUUUACAUAUUGAAGAGACACAUGAAGAAAUGCAAAAGCAGAUAAUCAAAAGAAAAGCAAAACCUUGCAACACAUGAAAAAAGACAAUUAACCCUCACUCCCUCCCCUUGCAAUUAGACAAUACCUCGCGAACAGGUAAAUGAAUGAAUGAAUGAAAAAGUUUUAGUUUGCGGUAGAGGCGUGCGUGGUGAUCAGUAAUUAAUUUCCUGAUACAAUAGACGCCACGCACUUUUCAUAGUCGAGCAUUCCGAAACACCAGUACUGCUUAGGUACAAGUCAGAAGUAGCGUAUCGAGAGACACGACUAAAGGUCGUUGUAAAUACAAGGUAACAGUGGAGCGAGUCGCUGGCGCAUAUGAGCUACCGCUUGCGGCUAGCGUAAUGCUGAAAGAGUUUGAUGGGGUCCUGGUUAUCGGCUGCCUCGUAAAAGUUAUGGUGUCCUCUACCUCACGCUCACUACCACCCUUUAAUGAGCACUAGUCUGGGUAAUAUACCGAUGGUCAUGUAUCACUCGGUAAGUUGCAUGUUGUGUUACAUGUGUUCUACUCUCUCGUGUCUAUCAAUAAUACAGGUAUUGUACCCCGUGAAUGUGUUAACUACUACUACUACUAUUCAUCUAACAGUCCCUAUUCCUUUGCAACCAAAGUGAAUAGAAGGUCUUUCACCACUUCCUUCAAUCCUCUUCUAACAAAAGCGAGACCAUGCAUUUUGAGUAUAUCGCAGAAGCGGUGACGCAGGGUGUGAUGCGACUAAACUUGGACCAUCAGAAACCCGUAAUCUAUGGCGUGCUUACAGUCUUAACUACGGCACAGGCGCAAGCUAGAAGUGGGAUGGGCGAAGCCUCAGAAAACAGCGGAGUGGAAUGGGCGAAGACACUCGUGGAAUCUUGCUUGCAUGUGAAAAAAUAUAAGAAGUAGUACUACAUGUUGGUCAUCAGGGCAUGUGCAUGUUUUUGCAGCUUCUCACGCUCAGCAUGACCAGGACGGUUCUUAGCUUCAAUUUUUUUUUAUUGAGCCCACAUUUGUUCUUUUGGGCUGCAGUACUGUGAAUGAAGUUCGUGAAGACAACCAUAACUCAACGACAUGACUACAGAAUUGGUCACGAUCUUGGUGUGGUGUUGACCAAUGUACAUGCUUUGAGACUAUAGCAUUCAGAAAGAUCGCGAACACGCGAGUUUGAAUCUGAAAUCGUACGCGGAUUUUCUUGGAGUCAGUUCUUUGCUUCUGGUGUAAUACAGACACAAGGCGAUGAACCCUCAAACAUCAGUCUCGGUCAUUGGUAUUUGCAAAUGCAGGAGCAACGAU
Molecule: messenger RNA, 1798 nt
Organism: Amoebophrya sp. A25
Lineage: Eukaryota; Dinophyceae; Syndiniales; Amoebophryaceae
Source: the annotation of a GenBank genome assembly